GAGAGAGAGUGUGUGUGUGUGUGUGUGUGUAGCCUUCACCUAUGUGUUGUGCAAUGGAGGAUACCUUCGGAGGAUUUUGCAUUGUACAUGUACAUGUAGCCUAUCCAUCUAAUCGAUUUCGUUGUGUAGCCGGUUAAUUUGUAGACUAAAGUGAAACUAAAACAGGGAAUUCUUCUGCCUUACUGCUUGAGACAAAAUCGACACACCGGCGUGGCUGCCGGUGUUUCACGUUGUGGUAGGACGUCGCAGAAACCGCGGCUCUGGAGGACUUUUCGGAAGAAACCCUGAACAGAAAAGUCCCAUUGGGCGGUAUGAUAAAGUCACAAAGAAGCCGCGAGCUGGGUCCGGUAGCUCGCUGAUAAACAGAACCGGAACAUCUUGGACCUAAGGGGAGACCGCAGGCUCGAAUCACCAACGACCCGAAAUUCGGAUUUAAGCGCGCACGAUCAUGGCUUGGUGCGACGGGAGGUGUACCCUUAUUGUGAUAUGCAGCUUGCAGCUGGUGGCUGCACUACAGAGACAGGUCAUAGAUUUUCUUGGCUACCAGUGGGCCCCUAUCCUGGCCAACUUCCUGCACAUCAUGGCUGUCAUACUGGGAAUAUUUGGCACUGUCCAGUUCCGCUCACGGUACAUCAUACUGUAUGCGGUGUGGUUGGUUAUCUGGGUUGGCUGGAACUCCUUCAUCAUCUGUUUUUACCUGGAAGUGGGACAUCUCUCACAGGAUAGGGAAUUCCUGAUGACAUUCAACACCUCCUUGCAUCGCUCCUGGUGGAUGGAGCAUGGCCCUGGGUGCCUGGUAACAGCUGUUCCUGACUCUCCAUUGGCUCCUCAGGAUCACCAUGUGAUAACUAUCAGUGGCUGCCUCUUAGAUUAUCAGUACAUAGAGGUGGUCAGUGCUUCCCUGCAGGUCUUCCUAGCUCUCUUUGGCUUUGUGUACGCCUGUUAUGUGAGUAAAGUAUUCCUGGAGGAUGAAGACAAUGUUGAUUUCAUUGGUGGAUUUGACUCCUAUGGCUACCGUCCUCCCCAGAAGAAUUCACAUUUGCAGCUGCAGCCCCUCUACACAUGGCAAGUGAAGCAUGUCAGUAGGUUGAGGAGCAAGGCAGAGAUGAGGGAUCGAGGGGCAGAUGUACGAAGUUUUUACUUCGUCAGGUGACGGUUCAUCAGAUCCACUGACCAUUGAUGAGGAAAGAGAGUUGGCACAACACAACUCUUCAGAUCGCUGUGAGCCCUGAUGUGGGAUGAAUAAAUUAAAAUAAACUUUAGUAACUGUG
Molecule: messenger RNA, 1271 nt
Organism: Alosa sapidissima (American shad)
Lineage: Eukaryota; Metazoa; Chordata; Actinopteri; Clupeiformes; Clupeidae
Gene: nkain1
Product: sodium/potassium transporting ATPase interacting 1
Exons: 11
Coding region: 449-1153 (234 amino acids)
Biological process (GO): regulation of sodium ion transport
Source: RefSeq, a predicted model, not a curated record